CCUAACAUACUGCACACAUAGCUCACACAAAACGGUGCCUUGCCUUGAAUGAUGACUAUUUUAUUUUUGCGCGCAACUUGGACGUUCUCUCGUGAGCGCUAUAUUUGUCAUGAGAGGCUGUUUCAAUCAAUUCUAACUACCGUUUGUAAAAAGUAGAUGUUUGAAGAGUAUCCAUUUUUCGGUGUGGAUUAAUCAAUGGACCUAAUAAGACUUCGAUGGAAACUAUUGAUUCCGAUUUUGGCACUCAUGGAAAAGGACUAAAAUCCUAUUUUCGGCCAUGCCAUAAUGGUUAUAAUACUGGUUUUGUUAGUGUUGAAUUUGAUGCAUCCCAGUCACCAAAAGCCCCGUUCUUCUAUGGCGAUUAGGACAUCGACUCCACAGCAUCAGAGCUUUAACUCGAGGCAGCGCAGGGAUGCUGCGGGGCGUGGAGGAGUGUACGAGCACCUUGGGGGAGCACCGAGACACAGAAAGUUGUACUGUGCCACAAAGUAUCACUUACAAAUACAUCCCAAUGGGAGAAUAGACGGGACCCUGGAGGAGAAUAACCCUUUCAGCAUAUUGGAGAUCGCAGCAGUGGAUGUGGGAGUGGUGGUGAUUAAAGGACUGUUCUCUGACAGAUAUCUGGCCAUGAACGAAAAAGGAGGACUAUAUGCAUCGGCUGCCUUCAACCAGGAGUGUGAGUUCAUGGAGCGGAUCCAUGAGUUAGGCUACAACACUUACGCCUCCCGCAACUACCAGACAACCACUCCCUCCACCUCAACAGGAAGCAGCAACAGGCGAAGGGCGAGCGCUGAGAGGCUGUGGUACGUGUCAAUCAAUGGAAAGGGCCGGCCAAAGCGUGGCCUGAAGACUCGCAGGACAGAGAAGGCCUCCCUCUUCCUUCCCAGGGUCCUUGGCCACAAGGACCAUGACAUGGUUCACCUGUUGUUCAACAGUAGUCUAGGGUACAGACAGACUGCCCUCAGACUUAUAGGAAAGACAGGGCCAAGGAGACAGAGACAUGUUUCCAUAUCCAGGCAGUUUGAUGACUAGUCUGACUCAUGUCAUUCCACACUGCCCACAGCCUGACUACCUACCUGGUGACUGAGAGAUACCAGCACACCUUUCCCUCCUUUAAACUGGCAUAAUGAUACUGUUGGAAUAAUGUACAACCUUAUAUAGAGAAUGCAUGCAUUAUACUGUCUUAUGAAUAAAGUGGUCAAUGUAUUG
Molecule: messenger RNA, 1209 nt
Organism: Salmo salar (Atlantic salmon)
Lineage: Eukaryota; Metazoa; Chordata; Actinopteri; Salmoniformes; Salmonidae
Product: fibroblast growth factor 3
Molecular function (GO): growth factor activity
Source: RefSeq, marked provisional